This is a messenger RNA of Pundamilia nyererei, 2963 nucleotides long. RefSeq names its product polycomb group ring finger 5b (gene pcgf5b). The record is from RefSeq and is a predicted model, not a curated record. NCBI's taxonomy places the organism in Eukaryota, Metazoa, Chordata, Actinopteri, Cichliformes, Cichlidae. The transcript has 10 exons. The coding region runs from base 1854 to 2594 and encodes 246 amino acids.
AUUUGUGCGCGGACGGAGAAUCCAUCAGCCGCCGUCGGUCGCGUUACGUUUCAGCCAAACUUUGACGCUACUGGCUGUCCCUCCCUCCCCCUUCUCUCCCCUGCUCCCCCCUGCUCCCUCCCUCCCCACUAACGCAAAGUGCGUCGCGCACACAUGCGGGGAUCGCGGUAUGUUCACGCAAAUGUAUGCCUGGCGCUCCUCGUUUAAGGCCGUGACACGAAUCUCCGCAACUUUUAUCGUCGCUGCGAUCCGCGCACCGUAGGUGUGCAAUCGCCGAGCAGAAGCUGCGACGCGCUCGCGUUCGCGCGUGCGUCACACGUCCCACUGUGUCGCUGCAAUGUGCGCGUGUCGUCCAUUGAUGUUGUUUUGACAAAUGUGACGUAGACCGUGACGCGCCGUAACGAUGAGAUAAGCAGAUUCUGCGUGUGUGUGAAUAAAUAACGCUCGCGCGUCUCUGUGCGCGUGCGCGCGCUCCUAAUCUCGUCGGGUGGAUUUCUAAGCUGCGCACUUGAGAUUUUUCUAGCAAAAAGCGAGACGCGCUGCUGAGCGUGGAGUGGAGUACACGCUGUUUCCUCCGUGGACUUUGUCCGUGCAGCGAAUGGGCUCCCUCAGUCCAGCACUGCACGCACACCUGACGUACACGCAGCACCUGAGCGUGCAGCCCGUGUGUCCGGGUUCCAAACUGAAGGAAGCGGCGUGAGGGUAAAGUACACCCGGGAUGACGAGGAGUCACCGUCUUCCUAAACGUCGUCCAGUUGUUUCUCUUUGCAGUUCUGACCCUGCAGCACAGCCCGCAUGUAACAUCGUGUGAUAUAGCCGGGUGUGUGCAGGUGGUGGGCCCAAAGUUUGCGCUCAAACGCUCACUGCGUCCGUCUUUGAGCCAAAGGUGAGAUUGGCUCAGGUGUCGGCUUGGUCAGUAAGCUGCAUCCAUAUCGUCUAUGCUUGUACACAAAUGUGGCAUAAUUGUGUUAUGCCAAUAAUUGCAGAUGGUAAAUGGGCUGGUUCUUAUAUCACGCUUUUCUACUCUGAGCACAACAAGCACUUCACACAACUUGUACAUUCACCCAUUUGCACAAGCACUUUUUUUCUAUGCUGUUUCUAAGUGCUUCCUAUCUAACAGUCACGCGCUGAUGGAUGCAUCGGAGAGCAACAUGGGGCUUUCCUAAAGUCAAUCCGGUUUCUAAUCAGAGCUCCACUUUCCCAUCCGUUGCAGGACUGCUGGUUCUUGAAGUCUCUGAAGGUUACUUCAUCAUGACUUAAAGGAUCAUUACGCUGUCCGCGUCAAGAGUAAAGACCACAGCGACGCCACCAAUGGUGAACAAUCUGAUUAUGCAGAAGACUCUGAACUCUCUGUAGCUCACCUGGGAAGCUCCAUGGAUUAAAAAGGUCACUUUACCAAAGUCAGGGAGGAAGACGUGACGCCCGCUCUUUGGGAGUUCUGUGCCUGAAACAGGAUCACAUCAUCUGGACGAGCUUUUUGUAUUUUCUGUUCAUUUGGAGUAAUAUGGUUCAUGGAAGAUGGAAUAAAAUAUCAGUGGGAGUUAUUCCUAAACAAGGACUGACUGCAAAAUUCAAGAAUGGAGCAGGAUUUUACACAGUAGGAUCUCGUAUCUCAUAUCAGUUGUGGAUGGUGUAGGUUCCUUGUAGGUACUACCCUGGACACGGUGGAUUUUACACACAAUUCAUCUACAAACAUCUGAAGUGCAGCAGGCAGUAUUUGUCUGUAACUGGAAAAGUCUUCCUUUUCUCACUGUUGUAAAUGGACGUCUGAGCCUUCUAAAGCUAGAAGGGGAUAUUUUCCAUCUUCUGUUUGGUGUCUCACUGUUGGCAAAAACAGGGAAAGCCCUCCAAACAUGUCCGGUACGGGAAGGAAGCACUUGGUCAGAGACUUUAACCAUUUCAUCACCUGCUACCUGUGUCGAGGUUACCUGAUUAAACCGACCACAGUCACCGAGUGCCUGCACACAUUCUGUAAGAGCUGUAUUGUGCAGCACUUUGAGGAGAGCAAUGACUGUCCUAAAUGUGGCAUUCAGGUCCAUGAGACCAACCCACUGGAGAUGCUCAGGUUAGACAACACCCUGGAGGAGAUCAUUUUCAAGCUGGUACCCGGACUCAGAGAAAAAGAGGAACAGCAAGAGCUCGAGUUCUGGAGGAAGAACCAGCCCAAAGAAAACGGCCAAGAAAACCUGAGGUGUCCACGGUUCGGGGUCCCGGAUGCUGGAGGCGACGCUGGUGAUGGUGGAGGCAAUGAGGCGGACGGUGCCGGCGAUGACGACUAUCACAGGAGUGACCCACAGAUCGCAAUCUGCCUGGACUGCUUACGCAACACAGGACCGUCGGGGGAGAGCACGGUCACGGAUUUGAUGAAGAGGUUCAUCCGCUGCUCCAGUAGAGUCACCGUGGGAACAAUUAAGAAGUUUCUCAGUCUUAAACUAAAGCUGCCGAGUUCCUACGAGCUGGAUGUUCUGUGUAACGGAGAGAUCAUGGGCAGAGAUCACACUCUCGAGUUCAUCUACAUGACCCGAUGGAGGCUACAUGGAGAGAAUACAUAUCCCAUGGUACUCGAGUACCGGCCACGCAUCGACUUUGGCUGAACCACGAAGAAGAGGACCACACACACACACAAAGUCAUCCAUACAAAGCAAGCAAGACAUUAAGAACAUCUGCAUUUCCAAGAAUAAACUGCACAUACACACACACGCACACACACACAUACGCACGCCAACCAUAUGCAGAAAAAGAGAGAAAUUUAAAUGUAUUUUUGUACAGCCAAUGAUGAAGUGCUUACGUUGUUAUGUUAAAGAGCUUUUAUGCUACAUAGAAUAAUAUAUGCUAUAAUAUAUGAUAUUUUUAAAUGUAUGUCCCUGUGCCUAAAAGAGCUGUUCGGAUCAGAAAUGAAGUAUGACCAUAUCUCCUCUUUGCCUGUCUAACUCUAACUGUAGAAUAAAUGUUGAUUUUCUACU